AUCAUCAUAAUCGGCGACACACAGGGUCUGGCAAUACAAUGAAUGAAUGAACAUUCCUUCAAACCAUUUACCCUUCACUGAUUUCUACUGUGAAAGAAGGACAACUGGGAAAAUAAAUAACCUCAGAACUAGUGAAUGGUGUCAUUCUGUGAAAGUGAUUAUUAGCGGCUCUUUCUGCUAACCAAACAUGUAGGUUUCGAAAAGUGAACGCCUCGAUAUUUCUGUGGUCAGCUGGUUGUUUGUUAAGGUUCAGAUGAUGCUUUGCUUGACGGAUUUUUAGAUCUGUGAACUGCCAGCAGUACAUGCAGUAUGGGUGGCACCCAUUCUAGGUCGGAGGACCUUAGAAAGAAGACAUUCAUGAACUCUACCCACUAUAUUGAUUCUCUUCACGAGGUCCCUGGUUACUUCUCAAGAACUCAAGAUGUUACAGAUUUCCUCGGGGAGGACUUCCCAUCUGAGAGGAGGACAGAGAUGUCUUAUACAGGUCCUCCAUCUCACCUAAGUCUCUCACAAGAUGUCCAUCCAUUCCUUGAUCGAGUCGGAUCGGAUUUUCAAGCCUCGGAAAGAUUUGUGAAUCGAAGCCAAGUGAAGGAAGAUGUACCGUCAAGUUUAUUACCAUCUGCGGAUACAGCGGAAGAUUAUCGAGAUAUUGAGGUUCGGGAAACAAUGGCUACCCUUAAGGAACAGGUUAAAGAAGCUCUGGCUAAAAAGAGGAACAUUCAAGUAGAGACUGUGCCCUCAGGACCCCCUGAGGAAUCACCCGAUGCACCCGAACUUGAAUUGCCAACAGAUGAGAAGAGCACCUUAGACUUUUUAGACUCAAUAAUCAAUGAGAGUAUGGAUUUAGAUAUUGGUGGGGAUAGCCCCGAGGUUGAGUCGGACUCUGAAGCUAAUUGGAUUAUGAGAGAUAAAAGCAAGACACCUUUACCUGGACUAAUGCACAGCACUGUACCUGAUUUACCAAUGAGUCCAUCACAGCCACCUUCAAGACCUUCUAGUGGAUUCUUCCGCAAUAGUAUGUACCUUCCAGACUCAGAUACCAUCCAUUCCUUAGGUCGGAGUAAACCUAAACCUCCUCCACCACCAACUAAACCCAAACCAACCAACCGACAUUCACGCCAUAUUCCAGAUGAGAUUGUAUUCAGAAAUAACAUUGAUGUACGAUAUGUGACAUCUCCACCACCCAUUAGACCAAUUCAAUCUGUAGACAUCCUCGGUGCCAUAGACACAAUGGACAGUAAAAACAGUAGUAAUGCCAGUACUGAAGACAUGGGAAUUGUCCUUGAUGAUGUCACAAGUGAUGAAGGUAGUAGAAACGGCGAGAUGGGGAACAUAUACGACACCAAAUCGCGUGUGAAGGGGGUCCGUGCUUUAGUUAGUAUGUAUUCUGAGGAAGGGGAUUCCCCAACGGACCGCCACUCAGGUUAUGACUUCUCACCUAAUGACAGCAUGGUGGGUUUACAUUACCCGGAACGAGACUACUCGUUUGGAAAUAAUAACAACAGUAACUCAGCAAGGUUCUUCAGUGAGAAGGAUAAUAAGACAGACACAUCUACGACGUAUGGAACAAUAUCAUCUGAGGAUUCAGCAUUAGGAGAUGGUAGGGAAGUUGUGGAUGAUGCGGUUCUGGGAAUCAUACAUUCUGAACUUGAAAAGCUUAGAAUAAAUUGAAUUGUAACAUUCCAUUUAUAACUAUUCAUAAUUCAUUUUUAAGCUAGGUGUAAGUUUAGUGGGUAUUCAGAUAUUUUAUCACAAUAUUUUAUUCGGUAUUAUAGUAAAUAAGGAAAAUAGGUUUUUAAAUUGAAGUAUUUUGUUAUAUUCCUGCGCAAGUCGUUUAAAACUGACAGUCGUGAAGCACUUUAAAUGGACAGUUAGUAUAAAAACAAAAAAUACAUGUGUCACAAAUGGUUACUGAGGUGGGAAAGUCGCAGUCCCAUCCAAGCUAAACCUGAAGAAAAAUUUCAACAUUGGUUUCAUUUUGACAACACGGAAAUCCCUACACUCUGAUUAUUUCUCAUCGUUUUUAUUUCUGUUUGUUAUGCUAUCAUUUUACACUUAAGUGGCUUACAGCAUUAUAUUCAAUGGCAAUUUGAAAACUUAUAAGAAACGAAAUACAGUCCUUGUCCCAAAUUUAAGAAAUUAGUAUUUAGCCCUCAUUUUUUGUCCUAUCAUGAACUUCAUUCAUUGUUUUAUAUUUCCAAUUUGCAUUCACAACACAGGUCAAGUUUCUAACCUCUUCUUUUUACACAAAACUCCCUUUUGAUGUGGUCUUUGGGAUUGUGGUUUAACAUUAAUAAUAGUUUAUAAUUUACCUUUUGUUCUUAAAAAGUAAGAUUUGUUUUUACUGUUUUUAUACUUUGUGACUACAUGUAGAUGGUAUUAAAGGGUUUCAGGUGUGCUAAGUUCUUCCACAAAUUUAAAGUAGAAACAGUAAAAAUGUGUUGGGGGAAUUAGUGUCCAAGUGUUUGUGUUGGUUACAGUACAUCAUCUUUUCUAUAAAACCUGCACAAAUAAAAAAGAAUUCUGAGGUGUAAAAAAGCCUGAAGUUUUGUAUCUUUGUUAUCAGAAAAACUUGAAACCUAGUAGCUGUAGUGGAGUAACAUUUGAUAAACCUUGGAAUGGGAGUCAAUUCCAUUAUUGCAAUGUACGCAGUAACAUUAUGAUCAACAGGAUCAGGUCAAUUCCAGCUUAGCAUAUUUAUUGUGUACUCUUAGGCUUCACUAAACCAAUCCAAUAUUUAUUUGAUCAUUGUAGACUUAUUCAAUGGGAUUUUAUUACCUUAUGUAGAAACAUUCACUUACAUGUAUUUUGGAACAAGUAUCAAAAGGAACUCAGCACUUUUCUGGUUUAUAUCGUACUACAUCUUAUUACAACAUUUGCCAAUUCAGACCAAAGAUAAUUGAGCGCCAAUGGCACAAUACGUGAAAUGUUCACUGGACGCCAUUUCAGUAAGCAUAUCUUUUUAUACAAUUGAUCAACAUAGACAAUUAACAAUGACCAUUGCUAUCAAUGAUAUAAAAAACAUUUGCUUGCUGAAAUGGCGCCUAUCUACGUACAUGUAUGUAUUUCAUGUUCCAAUAACAGAGUGUGCCUUUUGCGCCUCUAGUGGCACUCUAUAAUCUUUGAUUCAGACUCAACCGUAUCGGUCUUUUGUAUUCUAAAGCCUGGUGGUGAACCCCGUAUGCUAGGCUCUACCUUUGCUAUAAGAUCCACAUUAUCUACUGAUGUACUCAACUAAACCUGUAUACCUCAUUAUAAAUAGUAUUAUAUAACCUGAUAAACUGUCUAUUGGAACAAAAGAAUGACAUUGCAUUUAAUAACUCCACCCACUGUUUACUAAGUGGCAUGAAGUGUAGAUUUAACGCACACUUGACGUCAGUUUUGUUGGUUGUGUAUGCAGUGAGUUCAGGGUCUUCACUACAGUGAAGUGAACUUAAUUAACAUCUACAUGAAGCCACGUCAUAUUGCCCUGAUCUAUUUAUUAUGGGCGUAGUGGUGUGUUUAAUUUACACAAACUGGAGGUCUAGAAUGCCAGCACUUUAUUCAGGUUUAAUAUCCUUCUCAAAUAUUUGAUAAUUGUUCGUACUAUCAUGUCCAACUGUUUUGCCUUUUGGUCUGGUGUGCUAUUACGUUCCGUACUGCAAUUGGGUGUUUACCGCUACAGUGUGCCAGUAUUCAUGCUUUGUGUUUUUAUUUCAUUGUAUCAAAGAAAGAAAUGGAAUUUUAUGUGCCUGGGAAAUGAAACUUCCGUCUGUUAAUGUGAUUUGUUGUAAAUUUAUUGAAUGGCGUUGUACUGAGCUUGCAAACAGGUGAUUUUGUAAGCAAGGACAAAUUGGCUUGCCUUGGUGUAUCAUUGAUGGUUAAGGUUGAUGUAUUCAGAAAAAGACGAAUUAGAAAUCAAGUCACAUAAAGUUUGAGGGAGUUAUUCAUUUCAACUGUAUUCUUUUUUGCAAUGUUUUUUCAUGCAUGGCUGUCAUUAUUGUCAGGUAGCUGAAAGAAAUCUUUCGAAGCUUGAUCUAUAGGCACAGUGUACAUUCAAUAUCAGGAAUUUGUUCAUGUCACACACACCGCAUUGAUUCAUCAUUACACAACAUGGGAUGGUUUUGUCAUACAGGAAAUUCCUACACGUAGGCAACUUGGAGGUAACCAAUGCACACAAGAUGCUAGUUUUUUUAACUGUCUUAGUUAAUGUUACCCUAAUAUUCAUUACUUUUAAUAUGACUGUAUCCAAUCCUUUAUUUCCAACCAAACCAGUUUGCGUGUGUUAUUCAAGUACAUUGUCAAAGCAAUGCAGUCUGCACCCAAACAGUGUCUACGCUUUAAAGUCUUCUUUAUGGCCUUUGAGAGUUUAAUGUCCCAAUAAAUUCUGUUGUGAAAUGGUUUUACUAUUUUACUACAUGUAGUUUACAGAAUAUUGAUGCCUAAAUACAAUUGCAGAAACCUUUUUGCAGAAUGAAGUGUCUGUUAAUGGCCAAACGAAUCGGCAAAAUUAAAGGUUUUUUUGAUGUUUUAUGAGGUGUUGCACAAUCAAAACAUUUUUAUAUUCAGGAAUGUUAUUCCAGCUUUAAUCUGCCGCUUUUUCCAAAGAAUUCAUACUACAAUACAACAGAAGUAACUUUGUUGAGAGUUUAAAGGAUGCUAUUUUAGCAGGUGGUAUGGUCUUUACAGGCAGUUUUAUAAAUCAUGUGAAGUGGGUGUGACUUGCAGCCUUUCUUUGUGUGGAACUUUACCUUUAGAGCUCACUGUAUCAAGUAAAAUGUAAUGGUUUUCACAACAAACUGGAAUUUCAUCUAGACUGAAAUGUUUUCACUAUUAAAAACCGCAGUGGUAUUUAUACAGAGUUGAAGAAGUUGUUUUAUUUUCUGGAAAAUGUGUGGAAUUAAGCUGAAAGCUUGACUGUUAUUUGUAUAUCUUGAUGCUUGUGAAUUCUGGCUGUGUGUGUGUCUUAAACGUUUUUGAUCAUCUAGGAGAGAGUUUGAGAAGUUGUUACAGUUUUUUGACGUCAGUGUUUAUCUACUUCUUUAUAUUAUUAUAGUCUUAUUAUUACAUAUUUUAUAUUUUAGUAACAGUCUUGUAUCAUUCCAUGGAGUGUGCUUUGUAGAUUUACAGGGAGUAAUAUCACAACAGAUCUAUUUUCUUUUUCCUAUUCUGAAGUAGAUAAUUUCCUCACUUAACAAAGAGUGUGUGAAACUACGUAUUAUUUGAUCACCAUUUUAUCUUUAUUUCAAAGUUUAUUUUUAAUAGUUUUUAAAUGAAAUUCUUUUUAAUAUUUGUAUUUGUUUUUCCAUUGUGAAAUUUUGGGGUUUUAUAUUUAUUGCCAAUGUGUCCCGUGUAAAAUGUGGCACAGAAUAGAAAUGACUUGUUCUUGUAAAAACACAUUUAAAAUCAUAAAACUUAACUGAAAGUUUUUGUCAUGUUAAUCUUAUAAAAUUCAUGUAAAUAAAAAAUGCAUGUUAUUGAAAGGUCAACUGAAA
Molecule: messenger RNA, 5474 nt
Organism: Asterias rubens (European starfish)
Lineage: Eukaryota; Metazoa; Echinodermata; Asteroidea; Forcipulatida; Asteriidae
Exons: 3
Coding region: 310-1671 (453 amino acids)
Source: RefSeq, a predicted model, not a curated record